ACAUUGGCUGCAUACAGAGAAACCUGCUGGGGUGAAGACAGAGGGCUUACGCAUAUAACUUAUUUUUCUUGUUAAAUCCAAAGUUGGGAUCAGGCAGGCGUGGAAACCACACUUUUCUGGAUUCCCGGUCAGUGCUGAACGUUUUCGCAGGCUUAAGAGAAACAGCAGACACAUCUGGCAUCACUGGAGUUAAAUAUGUCUCAGUCUGAGCGACAAUCAGGUGGGACAGACAGACAGGGAGACGGGUGGUGACUCGUGAGUUUUGAUUGAGGAGGGUCUACUUCUGUGUCCUGAGGCUGACAGAACACACCUCAAAACAUGAUCAUGUUGCAGAGGUGCAUUUUUAAGAGAAUUAUCCCACAGCUUUAUUCAAGAGAUCAAGAAACCACCAAAUGUCUGGUUUCUGGGUUUCCCACUGCGCUGCUGAACGGACUUAGAGUUGCUGGGCACAGGGGCAGAUCAAGUCUUCCAGAUGUGAGGGAGCGGACUCUCAUAGCUGUAAAACCAGAUGGAGUUCAACGUCGUCUCGUAGGACAAAUCAUCCAGCGGUUUGAGCAGAGGGGCUUCAAGCUGGUCGGCCUGAAAAUGCUGCAGGUGUCUGAGGAUCUCCUGUCUCAGCACUACUGUGAACUGAGGACAAAGCCCUUUUACCCAAGUCUGCUCCAUUACAUGACCUCAGGACCUGUGGUUGUCAUGGUGUGGGAAGGCCACAAUGUAGUCCAGACAUCUCGUACCAUGGUGGGACAUACUAACCCAGCCGAGGCCCAGGCAGGCACAGUCAGAGGAGAUUUCAGCAUGCAUGUCAGCAGGAAUGUGGUCCACGCCAGUGAUUCACUGGAGGGGGCUCAAAGGGAGAUCCAGCUGUGGUUUCAGGGGAAAGAGCUCCUGAACUGGGACUGCUGUGACCAGACCAGCACCUGUGAGGCGUGAAGACCCUGAGAGCCGAACGCAGUGGGAAUCAGUAAAUUCUACCUCUUCUCCUGCUGCUCAGAGGCCUGUCUCUUCUGACAGUGUGACUACAGUCAUUGAAAAAGAGGGGUCAUAUUCAGUGUUCCUGCCAAAAAACUAUACCUCAGGAAGUGCAAUGUGACUUCUUAUAAUUUAAGCUGCAUUAGUGUAACAUCAGAAUGUGUCCCUCAGUCACUUAAAGUGCCAAAGUCUUUCUAACCAAUGGUUUUUUUUGAAGUGCUUGUUUAUGGUUUUCAUUCCCAAAUCACCAAAAAUCUAAAUAGUUUAACAGCUAUUAAGUUACACGUUACUUUAAGUCAGAUGAAAAAAGUCAGAUGAAAAUGUAGAGAAGCUCAGCUAUAUGACAAUCGUGCACAGCUCCAGCAGGUUCAUACAUUCACAAAAUCCUGUAUGACAUUUUUCAUCAGAGAAAGAAAAAUAACACAAUUUUUUCCCAAGAUUUCAGUCUUCUUUUUGAAAUCAUUAGGAAAUUGUACAUGUGUUAACAAAGCCUUGUUGUGAAGGAAUAAGUAGUAAAGUGGAAUACUUUUUAAAUUAUUAUUUAACAAAUGAUAGGUAGUACUUUCAUUUUUAGGAGUAUUAAGUGCAACACUUAGUUGACUUAACUAUUUACUUGAACCUUGUCCUCAAAUACUUUAAGAGUGAUUAUUCUAGACUAAACGUUUAAUCAAAGAAAUUUGUUUAAAAUGUGAAUCAUUUCAAACAAAUUUGCAGUUGAGCCAAAGAAUCACUGUUUACACUAGAACAUUUGACCUCAGGCGAAUGUUAUUGGUAACAAAGUACUGAAGUAAUCUGUUGCACGGUGAUGAUUUACCUCCACCUGCUGUCAUAUCAACACCGAACUGAUUCUGGUUUAUGUUUGUUGACAUCUUCGGUGUCACUGGUUUUAUUAAUUCCUCAUAAAACUG
Toxotes jaculatrix (banded archerfish) is the source of this 1877-nucleotide messenger RNA. It is a transcript of the gene nme4, whose product is annotated as NME/NM23 nucleoside diphosphate kinase 4. The coding region runs from base 319 to 930 and encodes 203 amino acids. The transcript has 5 exons. Gene Ontology annotation, biological process: UTP biosynthetic process; GTP biosynthetic process; CTP biosynthetic process. Lineage: Eukaryota; Metazoa; Chordata; Actinopteri; Toxotidae. The record is from RefSeq and is a predicted model, not a curated record. Gene Ontology annotation, molecular function: nucleoside diphosphate kinase activity.